Molecule: messenger RNA, 950 nt
Organism: Solanum pennellii
Lineage: Eukaryota; Viridiplantae; Streptophyta; Magnoliopsida; Solanales; Solanaceae
Product: organ-specific protein S2-like
Exons: 2
Coding region: 46-759 (237 amino acids)
Source: RefSeq, a predicted model, not a curated record
GAUUUUUUUAUCCAUGCACCAAGCAAAUAUCAAUAGCAAAAACAUAUGAAUUGUACCUCUUUUAAAGACAUGAAAUCAAUUUUUGCUCUCAUCCUCCUCAUUUCAUUUUCUUUGUAUGCAAGCAGAACAGAUGCAAGAAGAGACCCUGGCGUUCCUUUCGAGCCAAGACCAACUCUAACUGCUUAUUAUCAUGAUGAUGCUAGUCUGAAACAAGAAAAGUCUUUUGAACCAAGGCCAACUGCAACUUCUUAUCACGAUAAUGAAGUUGGUCUUAAAGGAAAAAAGUUUUUUGAACCAAGGACGACAUUAACUGCUUACUAUCAUGAUGGUGCUAGUCUCGAACAAGAAAAAUCAUCCUUUACUAAAGAUUUUGAACCAAGGCCGACUUUAACUUCUUACCGUGAUGAUGAAGACAGUCUUAAAGAAGAAAACUCUUUUAAACCAAGGCUGACUUUAAAUGCUUACCAUCAUGGUGAUGUUGGCCUCAAACAAGUAAAAUCAUCUUUUACUAAAGAUUUUGAGCCAAGGCCCACUUUAACUUCUUACCAUGAUAAUGAAGUUAGUCUUGAAGAAGAAAGGUCUUUUGAACCAAGGCCGACUUUAACUGCUUACUAUCAUGGUGAUGUUGGCCUCAAACAAGUAAAAUCAUCUUUUACUAAAGAUUUUGAGCCAAGGCCCACUUUAACUUCUUACCAUGAUAAUGAAGUUAGUCUUGAAGAAGAAAUGUCUUUUGAAUCAACGCCAAAUGUUAGCGUGUAGAACGAUUAAUAUAGCAAAAACAUUGUGUUUCAUUUAGUUUUCUUGUAAACUCCCUCCGUAUGAACGCCCGUUGGAUGUUAUUUGGUUUAUGUAAUAAGGAAGAAUAAACAUUUGUACUAUAGUAUUUCUUGAAUUUAGUGUGAUGGUUGUUUCAUUGUAUGCAAAUUGUCCAAAAAAAAGUGUUAUUAGUU